This is a messenger RNA of Phytophthora sojae, 297 nucleotides long. RefSeq lists its product as hypothetical. Gene Ontology annotation, biological process: protein targeting to ER. The record is from RefSeq and is a predicted model, not a curated record. The transcript has 2 exons. Gene Ontology annotation, cellular component: membrane; signal peptidase complex. The coding region runs from base 1 to 297 and encodes 98 amino acids. NCBI's taxonomy places the organism in Eukaryota, Oomycota, Peronosporomycetes, Peronosporales, Peronosporaceae.
AUGGGCGCCUCGAGCAGCAGCACCGCCGCCGCGCCGGAGCGCAAGGACUCGGAGGAUGAGCUGGUGCUGAACGACCUCCACAUCGAGACGGGCGACCAGAACGCCGUCAAGAACCUCCUGGACGACACCGUCGUCGAGUUCUUCAAGGGGAAGGAGGACUUUAAGCUGCACUACGGCUGGGACAACGCCAAGCUGCUGCUCAUGCUGCUGGCCACGGUCAUCGCGGCCGUGUCGCACUUCUACCAGCACCCGGCCAUCCCCGAGCACGUCCUCAUCUACUCCUGCGUCGCCGGGUGA